GCGUAUGACGGUGUCACGUUUUAAUCACCGGCCUAGCUAGAUUUGACGAGAUCGAGAUCAUCUGGACUUGCUACAUCAUACAUGUUUCGAGCUCUGAUUACCCGACGAAAUAUGCAGAUGGCAACGGGAGUUGCGAGCUCGGCUCGGAACGACUGGCUUCCAGAGACGGAACAAUUGUACUCCCGACUCCGAGCCCAGGCAGACAGAGAUGGAUGGGUGCAAGUGAGGAACACUACCACGGACCCCAGACCGUCCCGGUCUGUGUUUUCCAGGAUCGCAACGGCAAACGGGCCCGUAAUGCAGUACGCCUUGUUUCUGCAGAAAGACGAGAGGAAACUGAUGGGAGUUUGUCAAUUUGGAGAGGAAGCCCAAGGGCCCCCAGGAUUUGCCCAUGGUGGUGCCCUUGCCACAAUGCAUGAUGCCAUCACUGGAGUACUGGUCGAUAAAUCAAUGGAGAAGCCCAUAGUCACAGCCUCACUAACAACAAACUAUAGGAGACCCACUCCUUUGAUGACUGCUGUUCAGAUGGAGGCGCACGUUGACAAAAUAGAAGGCAAAAGGAUUUAUACAAAAUCUUCUUUUAAAAGUCCUGAUGGGGCCACACUCUAUUCUGAUUGCUCUGCCUUGUUUGUAAAUAUUGAAGACAAACUGCGUGCCUUGAAAGAAAAGUCUGAUUCAACUUUAUGAUGAAUCAGUGUUUAGGCUUCUGUAUAUUUAUAUAGUCGGAUAUUGCAAUGAAUUUUAAAUGCGUGAUUUGAACUUUGUUUUCAACUUUGUAGGGCGCAAAGGUUUUUAUAUUUCAAAUAGCUGCUGUCAACUUUUGGAUGAAAUACAGGGUCCAGGCUCAGCUGUGCCUGGACGUGUUUGCAUUAACAUCAGUUAAGUUAAUCCUCCAGACUUUAGUGAUAUAAUUGGUAAAAAGUAAUUGGUUUUAACUCUCUAACAUUACUAUUGUUUGUAUAACAAAGAGUUUAUUGAAUUGGACCCCCUAUCUGUAAUUGUAUGAUUACAUCUCUUGAUCAAACUGUGUUUACCUCAGGUACACAUUUUCUUAGAAUCUGUAAUUAGCUCAACUUAUGUUUCUAGUUGUUAAAGGGAAGAUACAGCAUUUGCAAACAUCAAAAUACUAAAUGAUCAAACUAUCACGAAAUAGCUUACUGGAUUGUUAGGUCAGCUGACCAGCGUUGGAAAAAAAUGUUUGGUUUUUUUUCAAAACUGCUCCUAAUUUUUCAUAUUUAGUUAUUCCGCAUUUACUUUGCAAUGGAUUACACACCUGUGAAGGGGUACGAGCAUGCUAGAUUGAUUCUCGAACCUUACAAUUCCCAAAGUCUAUUAAUUGCUCUGUUUCAUCUUUAGUUGGGAACCAGACUACAAGAACAUGAUUGGUUUUCUUGGUAUGGGUUUUCCAGCAUCUACAAGCCCAAAAUGUCAAACAAGUCAGUUUAACAAUACAUGUAUUUGCUGUAACACACCAAAGGCAAACAAUAUUAUAGUUCAGAAUUUUAUAAGCUUCCUUAAUAAAUGAAAGAAAGAUAUUUUUUAAAUAUAGAAAUGUGUAUACCUUUAAUUUUUCUGUCAUCUGAAUUGGUUGCAUUUAUUACAAACAAAUAAUAAAAUCAUCUUGUUUGCACA
Messenger RNA from Patiria miniata (bat star), 1632 nucleotides. RefSeq names its product acyl-coenzyme A thioesterase THEM4-like. The record is from RefSeq and is a predicted model, not a curated record. Bases 82 to 687 code for a protein of 201 amino acids. Lineage: Eukaryota; Metazoa; Echinodermata; Asteroidea; Valvatida; Asterinidae. The transcript is spliced from 4 exons.